AAAAAACAGAAAAAAAAGAAAAAUAUUUAAACCACAUUUCUCUUUAAAUUAGAAAAAAAAAAUUAGUAUUUAAUUUCUCAAUGCUUGGCAGUUUUCCUGUAUUGCUCUGUCAGGAGCCUUGUCUUUUUAUUCGUCUUCAUUUCGGUUUAGAGAUUAUUCAUUUAUGGAUGGGCAGCUGUAGAAACUUGCUUCCUGCAUAUGCAAAUCAAUCAUGAUCAUGAUUUUGGAAGGAGCUGGCAGAAUGAGUAUCAAUUCCAGCAGCAAUCUACUUCACCAGCAACCUUCCUGGACAGAUGGAUAUUCCACAUGCAAUGUGUCCAGCAGCUUCUAUGGGACACAGUGGCAUGAAAUACACCCGCAGUACUGGACAAAGUUUCAAGUCUGGGAAUGGCUGCAGCAUCUCCUUGAUACCAACCAACUGGAUGCCAACUGCAUACCUUUCCAGGAGUUUGAUAUCAAUGGGGAACAUCUGUGCAGUAUGAGCCUGCAAGAAUUCACUCAGGCAGCCGGGACAGCAGGGCAACUGCUUUACAGCAACCUUCAGCACCUAAAAUGGAAUGGCCAGUGUGGAAGUGACAUGUACCAACCUCAUAAUGUUAUUGUGAAGACAGAGCAAACAGAUCCAUCUUUAAUGGUGUCCUGGAAAGAAGAGAAUUACCUCUAUGACAGUGGCUAUGGUAGCACAGUAGAACUACUGGACAGUAAAACAUUCUGUCGUUCUCAGAUUUCUAUGACGACACCUAGUCACCAGCCUCCUGAGUCUUCAGAUGUGAAAAAAUCGCAAGAUCAUAUACAAAAGUCCCACACCAAGAAACACAACCCUCGAGGAACUCACCUUUGGGAAUUUAUUCGAGAUAUUCUUCUCAAUCCUGAGAAAAACCCAGGAUUAAUCAAGUGGGAAGAUCGGUCAGAAGGUGUCUUCAGAUUUUUAAAAUCUGAAGCUGUGGCUCAGCUCUGGGGAAAGAAGAAAAACAACAGCAGCAUGACUUAUGAGAAACUCAGCCGGGCUAUGAGAUACUAUUAUAAAAGAGAAAUCCUGGAGCGUGUGGAUGGUCGGAGAUUAGUGUAUAAAUUUGGAAAGAAUGCCCGUGGCUGGAGAGAAAAUGAGAAUUAAAUAUGUUAAGAAAUAGCAUUUAAAACACCUGGAUGUAAAUAUUCAAAGACUAUUUUCUUAUAUUUAUGUACCAAACUAGGGUGAAAAACCAAUUCUACUUCUGUCGGGAAGAAGGAACAUUAUCAUUAUUGGUGUUAAAUUUAUUUUAUUUGAAGUAUGUCCUGUAUGGGGAAAAAAUGUACACAGUUUUCUGUGAUAUAAGUUAACAUUAUAGAAUUAUGAUUAUUUUUCCCUUCUUGUGAAGUUUUCCUCUUUUUUUUUCUUUUUUUUUUUUAAUCAUACAGGCUUAAUGUGAUUUACAACUCGCGCAAAGAAAGGGAAGGAGCUAAAUACUAGGGCAUUUAGGGAGUAUGAUAACCUACUUUGGAAGGCAACUGUAAGUGGAGGAAACAGUACAGCAUCUCUGAGCCAAGUAGUCUUCUUCCAUAGUCAGCUGGUAGAUAGCUUCCAUUGGCCGAUAUUACUUGUUCCUCCCUUCUGAUUUCUGAGUGUUUUGCUGGCUUCUAGUUGCUUUUGUUGAAUCAGAUGGUGGGUUCCUCUUCAGAUAGCUUAUCCUAGCCACUGAGAGCAGUGGUGCUGCAAUGUGGCUGUCAGCAUUUAUUUUGAGAACCCAUCCUACUUCCUCCACUGGGACCUUCUUUUGUAGGCAGAAGUUUAGGACCUGAGCUUACCUGGUACUGAGUAUCCUCCCUAACCUCCAAAGGGCAUUCAGCUCAUCCCAGGGAAAGGGUUAUUUGUUUUUAACUAACAUCUUUGAGGUGAACUGCAGGAAAAGAGUCAAUCUCAGGACCAGAAGCUAUUGAAGGAAGAUGACUUUUUUCCAACUGGGCAAACUUGCUAAAAUACACCAGUUUCCCAGCAGAAAUGUUAAUACUCCUUCCACCUUCUUAUAUGCCUAAUUAAAGCAUUCACAUCCAUGCAACAUGAAACAGUGAGGAGGUGGGCAAGCAGAAUUUAUAUUAAUCCCAUGGCAUGAGAGAGAGUCUCCCAGUUCCUUUAAGUCAUAUGGUCCUCCCGGCAGGUCAAGUCUCACUUGGACAGAUAGUUUCAAAAAACCUUUGAUAAAUGCAUAGCUCUAUUGCAUGUAAAAUAUUAGUUUCCCCUACUUUUCUCAAGUCUAACUGUAUAUUGUAUUUGUAUUUGUCAACUGUGCUUGGGAUUCUUAGUUUGAGGAAAACCCAACAUAAAGACACUGAGAUUUUGGGGACAUUCAGAUCUGGGUCAGUAUUUUGGGCUCUCUCUAGCAGUCCCAUGUGGAGACUGAAUGUUCACUGGAAGCUUUUUUUUUUAAUCCAAGUCACAAAUGCUUCCUGCUGGUGCAAAGCACAUGUAGAACAUGGGAAAAUGAGGCAGCACUUCACUAGGUCACUGAGGACAUGAGAGGUGGGAGUUGAGAAACAGAAUUUUCUUGGUGAUUUUAACAGGGGUGAAACCAAGAUCAAUUCCAACCCACUUUUUCAGGGAUGGGGAAUUUGGAAAACAGAACAGAGGCUGAGAAGUCCGGGAAAAAAAAACACAAAACAAACCCCC
Molecule: messenger RNA, 2644 nt
Organism: Pezoporus flaviventris
Lineage: Eukaryota; Metazoa; Chordata; Aves; Psittaciformes; Psittacidae
Gene: EHF
Product: ETS homologous factor
Exons: 9
Coding region: 212-1114 (300 amino acids)
Biological process (GO): cell differentiation; regulation of transcription by RNA polymerase II
Cellular component (GO): nucleus
Molecular function (GO): DNA-binding transcription factor activity, RNA polymerase II-specific; sequence-specific DNA binding
Source: RefSeq, a predicted model, not a curated record